UCCUGCUGGUCUUAUAAAUUGACUCUUUACCCGCCGGACCGAAUCACUUUUACAGUUGUCCAAUUACUAACUAAUGACUACCAUUGCGGAGAACAGGGAGACGUUGCUUCAAAGGGGCCUGUCGGAAUGGUGGAGUGAGGAGACAGAGUACGUUUUCCAAAGGAUCGAGAGAUGGGCAGCCUUUGCACGUGGUUACAACCGUCUUCGAUCGCAAAGGUGGUUCAAGAAUCGGCAGACGAUGCAAGAGUCCUGGAGCGCGGCCUCCAACGAAACCCCGCCGCGAUUUCACGCUCUCAAACGAUCCCGAUGGAAAUCGCGUCCGGAGGAGAUCAAGAUCAACUGCUGCGGCACCUUCAAUUACCAAUCGAACAGUAAGCUGGAUAACAAUUGUCUAGAAACGUACCGGUACGACCAUAGCAUCUACUUCAAGACUAUCGGUGAUAUUAAAAGUGACAAGAGAGACCAAAAUCGAAAUCAGGACAGUGCGUCCGUGAGCAGCGAGGAGCAGAUUGAGUGGGAUGCCAACUCGCUCACCGAUCCGAUGUUUAAUAAAUUAUCUUCCGAAGAGACUAACAAUAAUCCAGAUACCGGAGGGGAAAAGGACAGAACGAUGCAAAACACCUGGCCAAUCGUGGAUAUAUCAAAACUUAACUUAAAUCUGAUAGAUAAUCAAGGAAGAAACGAAUGGCUUUCUUGUCCUGCUGAUGAAAACAAUCGUGGAGGAAAUGAGAGACAGACGGAGAACAACAAUGUGAUCUUUUUGGAUAAUUUGAAGGAUAAGAUGGAUAAGGAGGAUCAGGAGGAUCAGGAGGAUGGAUUAAACGGUCAGGAGAGAUUUCGCUCGUUCCGAAAAACCAAACGAUCAUCCAAGAACCUGCGGCGAUCAUCAAUCAUCGGCGAAAACAACGUCGCUUGGCCGGGAGUACUUUUAAAUUACACCAACAACUUUGACAUUGCCAGCGACUCUUCGAAAGAUCAAUAAGAGUAAAAUCCGUCGAGCGGAAAAACUUGCGCAUAAAUACGCGAGCGUUUCGAUCAAUAAAUCGCCCAAUAAAAUAUAAUGUACUUGUAUUGAUGUGCUUUACCAAUUGAAAUACAUAUGUGUUUAUUUUCUGAUUACUAAAGUAAAACUACAUUAGGUAUUUAAUUUCUCUUCUUUGUUUUUUCUAUUAAUUGUAUUCGCACAAAAGUUUUUUCUUAAAUAUUUUGUCCUUCUAUAUCCAAUUUUUCUUGAAAGAACAUAUCUAGUACAGGUGUCUGUAUAUAAUAUUAUAUAAUUAUUAUAUAACAUCAAAUUUAACCAUUCAAAAUAGAGGAUGCAAUAAAUAACAAGUUUUCAAAUUCUAAUAAAAUUGUAUAUUGUGAGUUUAGAAAUAUUUGAGUUAUUAAAUAUUGGAAAUAAAGUUCAAAUAUUAAAAAAAUCUAAUGUAACGAAACAAAUAUUGUAAAUAUAUUUUUAAGUGAAAGGCACUUAAAGAUGCCUUUUAGACAUACGUGCUGUAUGGGUAGUUUUUAAAUUAAAGUUUAUAUAAACUCGUUUCAAAUAAGUCUUAUUUAAUUGUAAUGAUAUUGUCCGGAGAUUUUGUAAAUCCGGAAUAAGUAUACGCUUCAUAUUUAUUUCACUGGAGGAUAAGAAUUAAUAAAGGGUUAAAUAAAGGGUAGACGUUACCGAUUGUCGAUGAAGAAACUUUCCAAAGUAAAAAUAUAACGACAGCAAAUAUAGUAAUCUCCAAUUCUGUAGAGCGAAUGUUUUAGUAAUAAUUGUAUAUGUAUAAACAUAACAGUUAUAAGUAUUAAAUAUUUUGUAAAUCA
Molecule: messenger RNA, 1812 nt
Organism: Vollenhovia emeryi
Lineage: Eukaryota; Metazoa; Arthropoda; Insecta; Hymenoptera; Formicidae
Exons: 3
Coding region: 74-982 (302 amino acids)
Source: RefSeq, a predicted model, not a curated record